AUGAACUCACUAGGCAAGCGCAAAAACAGCGAGGCCAGCGAUGAAGACCGCGUCUUGGGAGAUGAGGCCAAGCGCUUGCGUGAGCUUAGUCAACCUGCUCAACACACUACUCGUCUCACUACCAUGAAACAGAGCGAGCAGGACGGAGUUGAUAUUGUCACUCAAUCUUCUGAUACUUCCGAGUUUGCUGACACUCCCAUGAGCGACUUCACCCCCCUCAAGUACGACAUCAUGUCUGCUGACAGUCCCAUGAGCGACUUCAACCCCCUCAAGUACGACAUCAUGAAAGAUUUUGUUCGUGGUACCACUAAACUCAAUGAUCCUUCCGCGGCUUCAUCUUCCAUUGGAGAGGAUGUUACGAGAUUGAAUACCCUAAAGUUGCUUCGCCUCAUACAAGCAUCCCCCAUCUGGGCUCACACCCGUAGUGCACUAUGCGAUUCAUUGCCAUAUUUCAGAUCCCACCAGGGAGGAAACUAUCACAUAGACAACGUCACACAUGGAAUCUUGGUUGACGGAUGCGGAUCCGACAGAGACCAUAAUGAUGGCACAGUGAUCAUCACCACCGUUGGUGGUGAAAAGACUGGGAUCUCUUCAUCCGGUCAGAGACUUCUCCAGGCGGACCAGUCUGAGAGAACAGCCAAUUACAAAGGCUUGAAAAAAAGCAAAGAGCAGUGUGUCUCUGUCGUAGUGGUUAGCGGCAAUCAGAACAAGUUCUUCCAACUUCCUUUCCCGUACUGCGUCCUUGAUGAAUACCAGAUUACAGAUAUCUGGAUGGAGAAAUUUCCUGAAGCAAACGAUGGCUUUGCUGGCUGGAUGGUCCGUUUCGAAAGACUCGACUUUGAUAAGCCUGCUUGGUUCCUGGAAGAUAAGAGUCACAGUUAUGUGGCAGACCAAUACCACUGCCCAGAAGAAGAAUGCCAGGGCUGCUGCCAAUCCAGCAAGCGCAUUUACACUAUCGGGUGGACUUGCUUGAAUGCCCAAUGCCCGAUUUUUUUUCUAUUUCCAGUUGACAUUGAUGGCGAGACCCAUUGGCAACAAAAGAGUUCGAGCAGCCUUGUUUACAGCGACGCCUUCCUGAAAGAAAGGACAGAUUACCGCAAGAAAGGAACCGUCCACCAACGCCGCACACUGAUGCCAGACUUACCAACCGCCGGUGAUAAUGUAGGAACCGAGCUGCCAUAUGGCCGAGGCAUUGUGUGCCCUAAAUGCCAUUGCUGCAGCCGCCGAAUUUACUGGGGUGACUGGCGAUGUGAGAACGAGUCAUGCGACUUCACAUACAAGCUCGACUUCCCGACUUAUCCACUCACAGAGAUCCAAAGAGAAACAGAGGCUGCUAUGAAGAAAUUCAACACUAACGAUCAAUUUUUGGUAAGUAAUUGGAACACUGUCCUCGCCGGCCAUGAGGCAAACUUCUACGCUCUGCCAAACGAGGAUGGAAAGGUUUGCGGGAUUGUUGUCGUCCUUCGUGCCACCAAGGAAAUUUGCGACUUGCCGAAUGGUCCUAAUGAACUGUUCAUUGGAAUGCAAACUCAAGAUCUCGAACUCAUGAGACGUGGGAGUUAUCAGACAGGUAGAAAGAGAGAGCAACUGACCAAUCACUUUGCCUCCAACUGGGGCGCUGAGUACGAGUUCGGUGUCCAUGUCGACACAAAAGGCUUCAGUGAUGCGCCCAAAGAAAUUCUCACUGUAGCUUCUCAAUUGUCAUGGGCCCAGGCUCAAGUCAUGAAGCUCGUCAAGAAGAAGUUUCUGGAGAGCAAAAUCGACUACUUGAAACAAUCUAUGUCACUUGAGUCCGAGGACUUCAAUGAAGUACUCUCUCUGGCUUAUUUUGCUAACUCCGCAAUCGGCUAUCACGAUGAUGGCGAGAAGCAACUUGGUCCCACGGUUGCAUCAAUUUCUCUUGGUUCACCCUCUAUGAUGAGAUUCAAGCCCAAGCUGAAGAACAGCAGCAUUGGCAUCAAAGGAACUGAAAAAUCGACAAACAAAAAAGCCGUCGUCAGUUUUCGUCUCUUUCAUGGUGAUAUAUGUAUUAUGCAUGGCGUGGAUAUUCACAAGUACUAUUUGCAUCAAGUCACACCUGAAGGCAAGCUCCGCUUCGCUCUUACAAGCCGUUACAUUCGACCGGAUAUGAUGCGCGACGACAUCGCUCGACACAAUCUCACUACCAUGAGCAAACAUCCGUACGACAUCAAACCCCUAGCCUACAAAGGCAUUGGCGCCGAGCCCAUGGACGACAAUGAAACUACUAUUCAAGAAGGCUCUGCCAGUAUCACACAGCCAGGUGCCGUCGAGGAUCUUGAUACAAACGACAAGUUGAUUGUCCGUCUUCGACAACCCUACCCCGAAUUGUAUAUCCUCAUGCAAUCUUUGAGCAUUUCCGGUGGAACGAUUCCAAGCGAUGAUUAUUUGCGAUGUCGCGCACGUCUCAUGCCUGAACUUAGAGAUAUGAUUAAGGUGCGCAGGGACAAGUGUUGAAUUUGAACACGCCUUCGAAGCCUGGCAUGUUGUCUUCGCACAAGUAACAGAUCUGCGGCUAUAAUAUUGAUGCUUCGUUACUUUCAUCAAGCUCAGAGUCUGGUCCCUCAUGCUUGGCU
Truncatella angustata is the source of this 2594-nucleotide messenger RNA. RefSeq lists its product as uncharacterized. Gene Ontology annotation, biological process: DNA repair. NCBI's taxonomy places the organism in Eukaryota, Fungi, Ascomycota, Sordariomycetes, Amphisphaeriales, Sporocadaceae. The coding region runs from base 1 to 2475 and encodes 824 amino acids. The record is from RefSeq and is a predicted model, not a curated record. The transcript has 7 exons.